GGAUCGCGAGAGCUGGGCAAGGGGUGGUCCCAAGUGACGUCAGCCUUGGUUACGGCCGAGCGUCGCUGCGUAGCAACCAGGAGUAAAAUGGCAGGGUUGGUUCUCUGUGAGCCCACAGAGCUUUACAACAUCUUGAACCAGUCCACGAAGCUCUCCAGGUUAACUGAGCCUAACUAUCUCUGUUUACUGGAUGCCCGUACAAAGCGUGAGUACAAUGAAAGCCAUGUGAUUACAGCAAGAAGGGUUAAACAGAAUCCUAUGGGGGACUAUCUGAUACCUGAAUCAGUUGAGCUGGAGUGUGUCAAAUAUUGUGUCGUGUAUGAUGGCAAAACCAGCUCUUUGGACGAUACCGAUUAUGAUGAUUACGAAGAGAAGGAGGAGGGUGAAAAAGGGACUAAAGCUGCCUCAGAGAUCUCAGGAGAUGAAUCCAGUUCUUCGUGUUCACAAAAUGCUGAGGUAGGGGCUGCCAUCCAGUGUGCCAGAGUCUUAGAGCAGUUCACCCGCCACCCAGUCCGCAUCCUGAAAGGAGGGUAUGAGAGCUUCACUGCGUGCUACCAUUUCUUGAGGACUCAGAAGAUAUUCUGGAUGCCUCAGGAACUGGAUGCUUUUCAGCCAUACCCUGUAGAGAUAUUGCCUGCUCAGUUAUAUAUGGGAGAUUGCAGGCAGGCCUGUGACCAACAGAUUCAGAAGGAUCUGAAAAUCAAAGCACAAGUCAACAUCUCAGAGGAGAUUGCAACACUUUUCACAGAUGAAAGCAAAACACUUCUUCAUGUUUCUGUGGCAGAUUCUCCCGAUGCAGAUCUUUUUUCCUUUUUUCCCACCAUUUGUCACUUCAUAGAUGCUCAGAUGGCUCUUGGAGCAGUUCUGGUUUUCUCUACCCUGGGUCUAAGUCGGAGCAGCACGGCGGUAAUGGCCUUCCUCAUGCAUUCAUCCCAUUAUCCCUUAAAGAGGGCUUGGAAAUACAUCCAGAAAUGCAAAACAAACAUGAGACCAAACCGUGGCUUUGUACAACAGCUGUCAGACUGGGAAAGCCAAAUCUAUGGGUCAGCGAUCACAGAUAUCUCCGAACCACAUUACUGACAGUCAGCAAGGAGAACAUCCAACAGGCAAAGAAGCCUUUCCAUCUGUACCACAGUUUAACUUGGGCUGUAUUGUUUAGG
Molecule: messenger RNA, 1160 nt
Organism: Terrapene triunguis (Three-toed box turtle)
Lineage: Eukaryota; Metazoa; Chordata; Testudines; Emydidae
Gene: STYXL1
Product: serine/threonine/tyrosine interacting like 1
Exons: 10
Coding region: 88-1080 (330 amino acids)
Biological process (GO): protein dephosphorylation; negative regulation of cytoplasmic stress granule assembly; positive regulation of intrinsic apoptotic signaling pathway
Cellular component (GO): mitochondrion
Molecular function (GO): protein phosphatase inhibitor activity; protein phosphatase binding; pseudophosphatase activity
Source: RefSeq, a predicted model, not a curated record